AUCGUGAGCGCGAUAACGAUACAAAUAAUAUUUUUCAUCAUCAUCAGCUUUGUGUUCCUAAUAGCCGAGAAAAAUAUUUGCUGCGAAAAUGUCUCAUCGAUUGGAGGAAGAAGAUUUUGAACUCCAGGAAACUGGUAAUGAUACAACAAGAGCAUCAAGCCUUGAAAAUUUGGAAGAUCCAGUAAGAGCAACAAAAACUAUUGGUGAAAAAUUUCUCUCUAAAUUCAAGUGUUUAAAUCACAUUGGUGCUAUCAUCAUCUUGUUGAUUAUUUUGUUAAUUUUGGGAGGUUUCUGUGCUUUUGCUGCUGUUUUGUUUAUAACCGAACUGGGAUGUGGAGAAGUGCAAGACCACUUGAAUAAGUAUAGUACUGUCGUAUUGGAACAAACAACAUCUUAUACACAAAUUUCCACAGAAUACAGUGCUGUUAUCACUCAAUUAAAGAAAGCUGCUGAUGUUAUGGGAGAAAUUUAUAGAGAUCAAAUGUGGUCUGAAAAUUCACACCUCAGAGCUGAAAUUUUGCCAACUGCCUGUCAUGGAAAGCCUUUGGCUUUGUUUGAUUUGAAUUUCGGACCUUGGGUUAGAGUCAGUAACGAUGAAUCCUUUGUCAAGGAACCUUUUGAUUUCCUUGCCGAAAAGCCAAAGCACGAAGUUCCAGAAAAGAAGCUUGCUGGUGCUGCUUUCUAUCCAGAAAACGUCACUGAAAGUGAAAUCAAAGAAUGGAUCAAUGAAUUGGACUCUACUGCUCACGCUGAAGCAACCAGUUUUUACACUGUCAUUAAGGAAAGCAGUGGUAAAUUGACACCUGUUAAAUACAGUACUCAAUACGAAAAGAAGUUGGCCAAGGCUGUCAAGUACUUGCAUGCUGCUGCCAAUCUUUUGACUAAUCCAAAGGAUUCUUACUUGAAGAGCUUCCUUCAACUCAGAGCUGAUGCUUUCACUUCAAACAAUUAUGAACUUUCCGAUAUUGCUUGGUUGAACAUGACUGAUAGCAAUUCUGUUUUGGAAGUUACUAUUGGCCCAUAUGAAACCUAUGAUGAUGAAUUGAUGGGGUUGAAGGCUGCUUUUGAAGCUUACAUUGGAUAUAAGGAUUCUGAUUCUACCAAAUUCAUCAAUGUUGUUUUGGCUAACUUGCAAGCUAUUGAAACUGGUUUGCCAAUGGAUACCACUAAAUAUCCAGUCAGAAGUGUUGGUGCUAUCAAUUCUAUCAGAGUUAUCAAUCAAAUUUAUGCUGGUGGUCAAGCCAAUGGUGCUAUCAAGGCUGUUGCUUAUACUUUGCCAAACACUGAAAGCAUUAUUGAACAAUACGGAUCUAAGAGAGUUUUAUUGAAGAAUGUUCAAAAGGCCAAGUUCAAUAACAUUCUCCUCCCAAUUUCCAAGCUUGUCAUCUCAUCAGCUCAACAAAAUUUUGUCAUCUUUAAUGCCUUCUUCACUCAAGUUCUUGCCCACGAAAUGAUGCACGGUUUGGGUCCACAAAAGGUCUUUGAAAAUGGUGCUGAAACAAGCAAGACUUUGCGUGAAGCUUUGGGCAAGUACUACUCUCCAAUUGAAGAACUCAAGGCAGAUAUUGGUGGAUUGUGGAUGUUGUCUUACAUGAUGGAUAGCAAUAUCACUACUAUUGAUUUCGGAUUAAGUAGUGUUGAUGCUACUGCUCCAGCUAACGUUCUUGCUAAGAAGGCCCUCUACACAACAUUCUUGGCUGGUAUUUUCAGAAGUGUUAGAUUUGGUGUCAGUGAAUCUGCUCACGCUAUGGCUAAUGCUGUUGCAUUCAACUAUAUGAGAGCUAAGGGUGCUAUCACUGUUUCCCAAGAAAGCUCAAAGACUGUUUUUGCUGUUAAUACUAACGAAUUCGAAAGUGCCAUGACCAAGUUGUUGGAAACUGUUUUGGAAAUCCAAGCUGAAGGUGAUUACGAUGAUGCCAAAUCUUUGUUGGAAGAACACGGUAUUGUUACUGAUGAAAUGAAGAAAAUCUUUGAGGGAAUGACUAGCGAAGAAUCAACCAUCCCAGUUGACAUUAUUAUUGACCAAAAGUCACACACUGUCAGCGAAGAUUCUGAUGAUUCUGGCGAUUCUGAAGAAGAAGCAAGAAGCUUUAACUAUAGAAGUUUCCUCUUCAAUCGCUUCCAAUUCUAAGUUCCUCUAAAUUAAUCAAACCAAAUAUAAAUUAAAAAAUUAAAUUUCU
Molecule: messenger RNA, 2180 nt
Organism: Naegleria gruberi
Lineage: Eukaryota; Heterolobosea; Eutetramitea; Acrasida; Naegleriidae
Exons: 1
Coding region: 89-2131 (680 amino acids)
Cellular component (GO): cytoplasm
Molecular function (GO): dipeptidyl-peptidase activity
Source: RefSeq, a predicted model, not a curated record